Messenger RNA from Striga hermonthica, 1098 nucleotides. The record is from the annotation of a GenBank genome assembly. Lineage: Eukaryota; Viridiplantae; Streptophyta; Magnoliopsida; Lamiales; Orobanchaceae.
AUGUCAAGGAACGGAGAAACCUCGCCGACCAUGGCUCUAGAGAGAGAAUUGGAGGAGGGAGAGGAAGACGACGAGGAUGUAAUGCUGAAAUUGCGAGAAAGAGACGAUGACGGCAUAAACAGCUGCAACGCCGCCCCGUCGCCGUCGCUGUGGAGUCGGAAAAUGGUCGUGGAGGAGGUAGUGAGGGUGCUGACCGUCGGGGAUCUGAGAGCAAGGAUCGAGGCGGAGAGGGACGUGAGGAGGCUCGUGAGGAAGUCCACCAGCGUUAAUUCCAAAUCCGCCAUCCGCUGCCGGUUCGCUGCAGCCGGAGUUAUCGAGCCGCUCGUUUCGAUGCUCCACAUCUCGUUUCCCCUUGCCGCCCGCGAGGCGGCGCUGCUCGCGUUCCUCAAUCUGGCUGCUCGCAAUCAGAGAAACAAGAUCAGGAUCGUGACAACUGGCGCAGUCCCACCCCUCCUCGACCUCCUCAAGCACCAAGCUGACAACCUGAGGGAAUUAUCCGCUGCUGCAAUCCUAUCACUAUCGUCUGCACCACCCAACAAGCCCACCAUAACAGCUUCCGGGGCCCACGUUCAAUUGGUCUGGAUCCUGUGCUCGGGCAGCGUUCAGGGACGGGUGGAUGCAGUCACGGCCCUCUACAACCUCUCAACCGCUGAGGACGAACCCAAACUGAACCUUGACCCAAGGGCCGUGCCCCCACUAAUCAACCUCUUGAAAGAAUGCAAAAAAUACUCCAAAUUCGCCGAGAAGGCGAGUUUCCUCUUGGAGAUAUUCUCGGGCCCUGAAGAGGGUCGGAGCUCACGGGACAAGUAUCGGGAGCUUAUUCUCAACGAGGGUGCUAUCCCGGGCCUUUUGCGCUUGGCAGCCGAGAGUACCCCAACCGCCCAGGAAGGGGCUCGGAUGUUAUUGGAUUUGCUCAGGGAUUCGCCUCCUGAGAAGAGACUCACCAUGUUGGAACUCGAGAGGAUUGUGUACGAUUUUGCUGCGCAUAUUGACGGGAAGGGAAAGGUCGUGGAGACUGCUAAGAGAUUGUUGCAUGAUAUGGCUCAGAAGAGUGCAGAGGCUGGGUUGUGCCGAGUGAAGAUCAAAACUUCGUCUUGA